Messenger RNA from Exophiala spinifera, 1854 nucleotides. RefSeq lists its product as uncharacterized. NCBI's taxonomy places the organism in Eukaryota, Fungi, Ascomycota, Eurotiomycetes, Chaetothyriales, Herpotrichiellaceae. The transcript has a single exon. Gene Ontology annotation, biological process: regulation of DNA repair; replication-born double-strand break repair via sister chromatid exchange; negative regulation of transcription by RNA polymerase II. The coding region runs from base 1 to 1854 and encodes 617 amino acids. The record is from RefSeq and is a predicted model, not a curated record. Gene Ontology annotation, cellular component: mating-type region heterochromatin. Gene Ontology annotation, molecular function: NAD+ binding; histone deacetylase activity, NAD-dependent.
AUGGACGCCGACGACAUUUCCGAAUUGUCGUCUCCCUUGAGCUCUAUACCAAGCUCUCCUCUCAGUUCUCCUCCGAGCUCCCCAACGACACCGCCUGGGUUCCAGGUUGUCACUCCCCCACCCUCGCAACAUGCCGGCGAUGAUAUGCCCCCUGCUCGCAAACGACGAAAGAUCGAACCACGAAUCCGGACUACACAGCAUCUUGAUUUGACUUCAGACACUGCGCAGUCCGAUUAUGAUCGCACAGAGGCGCUGGAUACGCUGCUGAAGGCGGUUCGAGGCAGGAAGAAAAUUGUUGUUAUUGCAGGAGCCGGCAUAUCCGUCUCAGCAGGGAUCCCUGAUUUCAGGUCCUCACAAGGCUUAUUCAACAGUCUGAAGGGCGAGCACAAACUGAAAAGCUCUGGGAAAAUGCUUUUUGAUGCUUCAGUCUACAAGGACGAUCAUUCCACCUCGAGUUUUCAUGACAUGGUAAGGAAGCUCUCCAAGAUGUCAGAGAACGCCAAGCCGACAGCUUUUCACCGUUUCCUGGCAAGGUUGUCUGUAGAGGGACGACUGUUGCGACUCUAUACACAGAACGUAGACGGCCUCGAAUGCUCUCUGCCGCCUCUGACGACCCAAGUUCCUCUCAACCACAAGGCGCCAUGGCCGCAGACUAUCCAAUUGCACGGAGGACUAGAGAAGAUGAUGUGUCAAAAAUGUAGACAUGUCUCUGAAUUCGAAGCAAGUCUGUUCGACGGACCAACGCCUCCACUCUGCCCGCAAUGUGUUGCAGCUGAUGCGCUGCGGACAAAGCACGCUGGGAAACGCAGUCAUGGAGUUGGCAGAUUAAGGCCUAGGAUUGUCCUCUACAACGAACACAACCCGGAUGACGAGGCCAUUGGCGCGGUGACGACAGCAGACUUCCGAACGAGGCCAGAUGCAGUGAUUGUAGUCGGCACGAGCAUGAAAAUUCCAGCGGUGAGGCGAAUCGCCCACGAGAUGUGCCAGAUUGUUCGGGAUCGAAGGGAAGGCACGACGAUAUGGAUCAAUCGAGACCCCGUUCCACCUGGCAAAGAUCUCGAAAACCUGUGGGACUUGGUGGUGAGGGGUGACAGCGAUGAGGUGGCUCGUUUAGCAGGCUUGCGAGAAUGGGACGAUCCGAACGUGGAUUUGGUGGAAAACCACACGACGGUCGAUCUCGAAGCCGCUCGAUCUACCCAACCACAAAUCGAGGUCGUCAUUCCGGCCUCCCCGAAAAAGAGCGAAAACAAAGUCGAGGGAGAAAAUGGUGGCAAGAAACUGUUGCCUUCCGUUGUCAUUCACACUGUUACACCCCCGCGCAGCCAAAACGGUGAUCGAGACGCAAACUCUUCCAAGAAAAAUCAGAGCUCUGCUACUCCACCUUUGCGCAUCAAGCUCAAAGUUGGAGAGCGCAGUGAGCAGGCAGCGUCUGCACAGGUAAAGAACCCAGCCAGCUCGGGAAGAAGCAUUGCAGAUGUUCUAGGCGGCAAAGAGAACCGAACCAAGACCGGCAAGCCGAAGACGUCGCUCAAUCGCAAAAACAAAGUCACAAAGAUUCGUGCGUCUACAAAUUCGCGAGGACCAACCACGCAACAACGUAUCAAUGGGAAGGUCACGAAGCCAAAUGUAUCUGUCGAAAUCACGCAGCAGAAUAAGAAGCCCGCGCCUGAACCUUUGUCGCCGAGACGGUACUCGAACGAGACAGUUAUUCGUCCUGAAAAAUCAGAGUACUCGAGUGUGGAACCAAGUCCAGCUCCAGAGACGCCACCCCCUUACAGUAGCGACUGGACGAAUGGCGAAACGAUCUCUCCUUCGGGAAGAGUGCCUUCUGACAUGGUUCGAUUAUUGAAUUAG